AAGCAAAGGCAGCAACUUAUAAUCGUAACAAGAAAAAGAAUCUAGCAACAGGAAACUAUUAUAUUUACUGUACAAAUUCAAAUUUAUUUGUAUAUCAUCACCAGACUUCACACUUGGAGCUGUUUUUUGAUUGCCUGAAUGGAAAUCAAUUCCAGUUCGAUCAGUCGGUGUUCCAAACACCAUCAGAACAUCUAUCAGGAUUGGUUCAAUUUUGCUGAUUCAGACAACGAUGGGCGCCUUACUGGAGCUGAUGCUAUUAAGUUCUUCUCGAUGUCCAAUUUACCCCGUCCAGAUCUCAAACAGGUGUGGGCAAUUGCUGAUUCCAAGCGACAAGGCUUCCUUGGUUUUAAUGAGUUUGUUACGGCAAUGCAGCUAGUUUCUUUGGCACAAUCUGGACAACCAUUAACUUCAGAUCUUCUGAACUCUGAAGUUGAUUUUGAAAAUCUGAAUCUUCCAACCAUGGAUGGCUUGGAUAUAUUAUUAGCUAAGCAAAAGCGUGCGUCGAAAACAAAUGAAGAUGAGCUGAAUGGUUCUCCAGUGCAACCUUCAACGUCAGCCAAUUGGUUUUCUUCUUCAAAGUCGUCGAAGAAGCUAUCUUUAGCCUCAGUUACAUCCAUCAUUGAUGGCUUGAAAAAGUUGUACAUUCAAAAGGUGAGGCCUCUAGAAGUCACAUAUCGUUUCAACGAUUUUGUUUCGCCCUUACUGACUAAUAGCGAUUUUGACGCGAAGCCCAUGGUUAUGCUUUUGGGACAAUAUUCAACAGGAAAAACGACAUUUAUUAAGCAUUUACUCAAAAGUAGCUAUCCAGGUGCUCAUAUUGGACCAGAGCCUACCACAGACAGAUUUGUUGUUGUUAUGAAUGGACCUGAUGAAAGGAGUAUACCUGGGAACACUGUUGCUGUUCAAGCAGACAUGCCAUAUAGUGGACUGACUACAUUUGGAACUGCAUUUUUGUCAAAAUUUGAAUGUUCACAAAUGCCACAUCCUCUUCUGGAGCACAUCACAUUUGUGGAUACUCCUGGAGUUUUGUCAGGGGAAAAGCAACGUACUCAACGAAGCUACGAUUUUACUGGUGUAACAUCAUGGUUUGCUUCCAAAUGUGACCUCAUACUACUACUUUUUGAUCCUCACAAACUAGAUAUCAGCGAUGAAUUCAAGCGUGUGAUUUCAUCUUUACGAGGACAUGAUGACAAGAUACGUGUGGUGUUGAACAAGGCUGACCAAGUCGACACCCAACAACUGAUGAGGGUAUAUGGAGCGCUGAUGUGGUCACUGGGAAAAGUACUGAAUACUCCUGAGGUUAUGCGUGUUUACAUCGGUUCAUUUAAUGACAAACCAAUAAACGUUGCUGCGGCUGGUCCACUCGGCCAAGAACUAUUUGAGAGGGAACAGGAAGAUCUUCUUGCUGAUUUAAGAGACAUACCGAAGAAGGCCUGUGAUCGUCGUAUCAAUGAAUUUGUGAAACGUGCAAGAGCUGCCAAAAUUCAUUCUUACAUUAUCAGCCAUCUUAGAAAGGAGAUGCCUGCUAUGAUGGGCAAGGCAAAAGCACAGCAAAGGCUUAUUGAUAACUUGGAAGAUGAAUUUAAAAAGGUUCAGAGAGAACACCAUUUACCUGCAGGAGACUUCCCAAAUGUAGAUCAUUUUCGGGAGACCCUAAGUGGUUACAACAUUGACAAGUUUGAAAAGUUAAAACCCAAAAUGAUACAAACUGUUGAUGAUAUGCUUGGGUAUGACAUCCCAAAUCUUCUAAAAAAUUUCAGUAAUCCGUAUGGUUAAAGAUGGUAGCAUUUUGGGGAGCUAUGUUGCAAUUUUGGAAUGUACUGCGCAUACCACAGUUUGGUCAGAAAUUUAUGUCCCAUUAUUAAAUGAAUAUAAUAUGAUAUCUUAAGCCUAUUAAGAUCUCUUCAUGUUAUAUGAAUUCCAUAUAUUGAUAUUCCAAUGAUAUAAAUUAGAAAUUGUAGCAUUCAGUCUAAACAUAUUCAUUAUGACACCCAUUUUUGUGUUA
Daucus carota subsp. sativus is the source of this 2005-nucleotide messenger RNA. RefSeq names its product EH domain-containing protein 1. The coding region runs from base 139 to 1776 and encodes 545 amino acids. Gene Ontology annotation, cellular component: cytoplasm; plasma membrane; intracellular membrane-bounded organelle. Gene Ontology annotation, molecular function: GTP binding; calcium ion binding; protein binding. Gene Ontology annotation, biological process: endocytosis; endosomal transport. The transcript is spliced from 16 exons. The record is from RefSeq and is a predicted model, not a curated record. Lineage: Eukaryota; Viridiplantae; Streptophyta; Magnoliopsida; Apiales; Apiaceae.